CGAUGGGCCUGGUGAGGCGGGGCUGAGGCCGAGGGGCCCGCAAGGGGUUCGGGCCGGCUUCGCCCUCGCCCGGGGUCCCGCGGGGGCUCUCGUGCUGGCUGUCUCCGUUCCCCGCCUCCUGACGCUGAUCCUUGGGCUUCUCCUCCGGUCUCGAUUGUCCCGGGGAUUAAACCCUGCUGAAGUUACGAAAGACUUUGGAUUGCAGUUCUCUAGCGCGGAACAACUGAGAGAAACUGUCUCUCACUUAAACUCUACGCUUGACUGAGAACUGUUAGGAUGGGAAACAGUGCACUGAAAGCCCACCUGGAGACAGCACAGAAAACUGGUGUGUUUCAGCUAACAGGAAAAGGACUUACAGAGUUUCCUGAAGAUCUGCAGAAGCUAACAAGCAACUUAAGGACAAUAGACUUGUCGAACAACAAAAUAGAGCUCUUGCCACCUCUCAUUGGAAAAUUUUCCUUUUUGAAGAGCCUUGUUCUAAACAACAACAAACUGACUGCUUUACCGGAGGAGCUGUGUAAACUGAAAAAACUGGAAACACUACACUUAAAUGGCAAUCACUUGAGGCAGCUACCGACUGCAUUUGGACAACUUUCGGCUCUCAAAACCCUGAGCCUUUCUGGAAACCAGCUUCGGACUGUUCCUACCCAACUCUGUGGUCUUCGCCACCUGGAUGUGGUAGAUCUUUCUAAAAACCAGAUCCAAAACGUGCCUGACACUGUGGGAGAAUUGCAGGCUAUCGAACUCAAUUUGAAUCAGAAUCAGAUUUCCCAGAUCUCAGUGCAGAUCUCCCACUGUCCACGCCUCAAAGUCUUGCGUUUAGAAGAAAACUGCCUAGAACUCAGCAUGCUUCCUCAGAGUAUCCUCAGUGAUUCCCAGAUCUCACUGCUUGCAGUAGAAGGCAACCUCUUUGAAAUUAAGAAACUCAGAGAACUGGAGGGUUAUGACAAGUAUAUGGAACGAUUUACAGCUACAAAGAAGAAGUUUGCCUGAUCGUUAUUCUCACCCUGUGUUCCCAGUAAGAAGAGUUAGUUACUGACUAAAGCACACGCUUCACUAACUUAAACCAAGGAUGAUGAAGGAGAUGAUCACAGUACUCCUCCUCUAGUAGUCUGAUACGGUCUGUUAAGGCCACAUUGAAUAAACUUGAAGUAGAGAACAUGGGUAUUGAACUGAUAAACAUGCCCAGGGACCAGUUUUGAUUUUUGUGCCACUAUAGCUUUUGACGCAGUAUGUGUUCUCCUUUGAUAGGGCUUGUACUUCCACAGAGAAAGGGAAGGCGUAGUUGCUCGUUCCUUUUCUCAGGAAGCUGGCUGUUGAUAAGGAAUGUUUCUUUAGGAAACAUUUUUUUCCAUGAUGGCACAUGGAAGUUCUACCACCAAAGCAGAUCUGGAAUGUGUUGCAGUAAGCACUAUUCUACAGAGAACUUGUACAGAUGAGAUUUUAGUUUAACCUGUAUAAAGCUUUUAUGAAGCACAAAGAGUUGUGACUAAGUUAAGUGUUUUAUUAACUGCUUCCAGUAAAUAAUUUAUGGUUUGAACAUCUUUUAUUCCUAUUUUAAUGUACAGGCUUUCUCUUCCCAUAAGCAGGAAUUGCACUACAGUCCACUUCUGCUUGAGCUAUAUAAAAAAUUAGGUUCAUCUUCAUUUUAUUCAGUAAAAAUGUAUAUUGCUGGAAAAUAUAGUAUCCUUGCACUGACUCCUUGUGUACAGAACAAUGCUGGAAGUUUUAGCCAUCAGUCUACUGCUGCCUUAUUACCAAAAGAACCCAGAAAGAGCUAAAAAUGUAUGCAAUUAUGUAACUUAUACUGAAAAGGAAAAUGUACUUGUUUAUUUUAGUAAAUAAUUUUCAAAAAAUCAGUUUAUUUGGUGUAACUAUGACUGUUGUCACUUAAAUAAGUAGUACUGAGCUAUGACUGAAAGCCAUCUGUUACUUAGGUACUUGGUUCCAUCAACUGCUUUGAAAAUGCAGAGGAUUUGAGUGUAUCAGCACUUGCAUUAACAAUUCGGUUAGUAUGUACUGCACACUCAAAACAGUGAAGUAGGAGCUGUACUGAGUACAGUUCUUGGCAAGAUAAGCAUGGAUGCACCUAUUCCUAAUGCGAAUGUCUUACAUUAACUACUGUUCUAUACUUAGGCUUUCCUGCAGGAGACAAGAAAGGCAUGUGGACAGCAAACUAAAGGAAUUGCUUGUGUCAUCAUUAAAUGUAUUCAACAUCUUAGGCCAUCUGCAGCUGUGAAAAAUGAAGUGACAUCUGCUAAUCUUUUUCCUCAAUGUAACAACUAUAAUUAAGAUUAGUGAUAAGCGGUUCAUUUAUAAGAUGCUUAGAAGAGGUAUCUAGUUCUCUGACCCUGUUGCUCUCUUAUUUAAAUUCUUACAUAGUAAUACCUGUUAUCUUACCAACACUUACAAAUAGCUAGAGGGCAGAUGUCAAAAGGAUGGGGUCAGACUCUUCUCAGUCCUGCCCAGCAGCAGGACAAGGGGCAAUAGGCACAAACUGGAACACAGGAAGUUCCACCAGAACAUGAGGAAAAACUUUACUGUGAGGGUGAUGGAGCACUGGAACAGCUGCCCAGAAAGGGUGCAGAGCCUCCUUCUCUGGAGAUACUUAACACCUGCCUGGAUGUGUUCCUGUGCAGCCUAUUCUAGGUGAACCUGCUUCAGCAGGGAGGUUGGACUAGAUCUCCAGCGGUCCCUUCCAACCCCUCCCAGUCUGUGAUUGUAAGUGUUUUAAGGAACACAGCUCCUUAUUCAGAGGACAGAUAUGAUCUAUCAUUAAACAGGGAACUGGUUUUACUUACAAACUGUUACUUCAUGGAAAAACUUCUGUAAGAAGCAGCUGACAGCAGAUGCUUACAAGGCCACUUCUUUUGCAAGACAUCACAACUGGGGAACUCAGUGUUUAAGUUUCCAUAAUGCAAGGCCCUGUACAGUCAGAAAUCUAUAAAGCUUCAUACUAACAGACUCCAGCAGGGAAUAGUUUAAAGCUGGAAGCCUGUUUUAAAUUUUAGCUCCUGCUUGAUAGCUAAAUCCCCUUUGAAAUAUUGGCUUUUUUCCCCCCUAGAGAUUUGUCAUGCACGAGACACCUACAGAGCUAGGCCCCCUCAGCCGAUUCCCUCUUUGCAUUCACCAACUCUGACAACUACAGCGUGGUCUAGUAUCAACAUGCAAGCACUCAGCAAUGUUUUGCUGGGGUGGUUUGUGUUGGCAUGGGCUUGGUUUUUUUUCUUAACUGGAAAUAUCUGUGCUCAGACACAGUGCUUUUCUCAUUGAAGAUUUAUCAGGAUACUUUUAUCUCUUUGAUAAAGAUACAUAAGAAGAGAUGUUAGAUCAUAACACUUUAAAACAAUGCAUUUAGUAUUGCUAUAAAAAAUAAUCUUACUGCUUUUGAAAGUAUUUGUGGAAGUAAGUCAACAUUUCCCUUAUGUGUUCACUAGUAUAUUCAGAAGCCUUUCAAUUACUCAUUGUUAGGCUCCUUUGUUACCUCAGAGUUAUGACAGCGAUCAAAAAUUUUGGUAAGUAAGAGGGAGAAAAAUACCAUGCAACUCACUAAGUGGUACCAAGUCAUUCCUGGAUUAACUAAAUUUGUUCCAGAAAAAGAGGAACCUUAUUUUUGUUUCAAGAAAAAAGGCUGAUACCCUCACAUGUUUUGGCUCACAACAAUAAAUAACAGUGACUAAGUCACUUACUGGAACACUGUUGUGUACAUUUCAACAUUGUAUAUAAUCUAGUAGUAGUUCUAUAUUGCAAGUUUCUCAGUUUUCCCUUCUCACCAUUCACCACUCUGCAACAAGGGACACAAAACCAAUUUCUUUCUAUGCACUUGCGUUUUGUUCAUUGUUUAAUUAUUGAGGUAGAAAGUGUUACUGUAGUUCACAAUAUAAACCCUUUUGUAUUUUAUUUCAAACCUGUAUCCCUUGCUCUCCAUUUUUCCACUGCAGUUGAUACACUUUUCAUCCAUCUGUUCAAUCAAUAUUUAGGUAGUGCAUUGCUGUUUCAAGAACAGCAAAGGUGAAUUAGGAACUGCAAGUCACUGCAUUGUGUAAACAGCAGAUUGUUUCACCACUUAGCUUUCACAGAGGAAACUUCUCCAAGCCCCCACACAAACAGCACAUGCUGCAGUUCAUACUAUAGUUACCCCUGAAUUAAGCCUAAGAGGCUUAAUUCCUUUUUCAUCAAGGCAGAGGCUGGCUUGAACUUACCACUUAGCAUUUGAGUGUAUCCAUGGACCAUGUGCUGCAUGCUCAGAAUAGUUACAAUGGCAGGGUGUCCUUUAUUUUUUUUUUUCCUAGCUGUUGGUUGAAAUAUACUAUGAAAAUUACUUCUUCAAAGCCACUCCUAGAUAUGCUAUUCUCUCUUGCAGCUCAAAACUGCUGCAAGUCAACACAAAUCUACAUUCUCCCACCCCCACCCUCCUCCCCUCUAAGAGCAUUCUGAGAAGCUGAGGCUUUGGUAUUAGAGAAAAUACAAUUUAAAUUGCCUUGCAAGUAAAAUUGCAUUGGCAGCAGGUUAAAUCACAAGAUUUCACCUACUGGAAUAGGUAUUUGCUAGGUGUCUGUUACUACUACAUGACUUGAAAGUUUAUUAGUUCCUUCAUCAUCCUGAAGUAUAGUCCCAUGUCAAAUUUCCAAAAGAGAGACACAUUCCAAAAAAGGACACAUUUCAUAGUUUAAAGUUAAGUGAUGUUGAUUAUGCAGGGAUGAAACUGGAGUGUUGAGAGAUCACAAUAUUCCUCUCUUCCCAAC
Cuculus canorus (common cuckoo) is the source of this 4745-nucleotide messenger RNA. It is a transcript of the gene LRRC57, whose product is annotated as leucine rich repeat containing 57. The record is from RefSeq and is a predicted model, not a curated record. Lineage: Eukaryota; Metazoa; Chordata; Aves; Cuculiformes; Cuculidae. The transcript has 6 exons. Bases 277 to 993 code for a protein of 238 amino acids. Gene Ontology annotation, molecular function: protein binding.